Messenger RNA from Effrenium voratum, 279 nucleotides. The record is from the annotation of a GenBank genome assembly. NCBI's taxonomy places the organism in Eukaryota, Dinophyceae, Suessiales, Symbiodiniaceae.
AUGGCCAUUGCCAAGGCCCAAAGCGGCAUCUUGGAGGAGGCCGUGGCCAGUUUUGAGGCGGCCCUUGCAGUCUUGGAGGACAACGAGCUGCUGGAGACCGAUUUGGGUGCUCGCGUGCUGCAGAACCUCUCCGUUGCCCAGGCGCAGAUGGGCGACGAAGAAGCGGCGGCCAGAUCCGAGGCAGAGGCAAAGCAGAUCCUCGAGGAAAUCCAGGAGAGGGAGUCCGGGCGAGACGCAACCGGAAAGUCACCGUUGGCGCUUUUGUGUGAGAUGUUUUGA